Messenger RNA from Carassius carassius (crucian carp), 1743 nucleotides. RefSeq names its product carnosine dipeptidase 1 (gene cndp1). Gene Ontology annotation, cellular component: cytosol. Bases 135 to 1613 code for a protein of 492 amino acids. Gene Ontology annotation, molecular function: metallodipeptidase activity. The record is from RefSeq and is a predicted model, not a curated record. Gene Ontology annotation, biological process: proteolysis. The transcript has 12 exons. NCBI's taxonomy places the organism in Eukaryota, Metazoa, Chordata, Actinopteri, Cypriniformes, Cyprinidae.
AUAAGCUGUUUUUUUCCAUGCGAAGGAGACUUCAGUGACCUUAUCUCCACAGGAGGUACCUAAGAUGAAAAGUAUUUAACACGCCUCACCAGCGAUGGGACGGCAUUGAGCUGUUUGGAAGCUCCUCGUAGCAAAUGAUGAAAAGCAUUACUUUAGUCUGUCUUCUUCUGUGCACGGGAGUUUCUUCCUUCAGAUUUGAGGAGUUGACACAAUAUGUGAACAGCCAUGAAGAGGAAUUUAUCGAGACUCUGAGACAGUGGAUCGCUGUGGAGAGCGACUCCAGUGAUGUUACGAAGCGAUCCGACUUACACAAAAUGAUGGACAUGACGGCAGAGAAACUCAGACUCAUUGGAGGAAGUGUGGAGAUGGUGGACAUCGGGACGCAGGAACUGGCCAAUGGAAGCAGCAUCGCUCUGCCCAAAGUAGUCACAGCUCGGUUCGGUGAAGACCCCAGCAAACGUACCGUCUGUGUUUACGGUCAUGUGGACGUCCAGCCGGCCAAGAAAGAGGACGGAUGGGCAACAGACCCUUACGAGCUCACAGAUAUCGACGGAAAUCUCUAUGGAAGAGGAGCAUCAGACAAUAAAGCACCAGUGUUGGCCUGGAUCCAUACGGUGGAGGUCUACAGAGCCCUGAACAUCGAUCUGCCGGUGAACGUUAAAUUCAUCAUUGAGGGAAUGGAGGAGACCGGCUCUAAUGGCCUGGACGACAUGAUUGUGGCUCAGAAAGACUCGUUCUUCUCAGAUGUGGAUUAUAUCAUCAUAUCUGACUGUGUGUGGCUCAGUAAACGUCCGGCGCUGACGUAUGGGACCAGAGGGAACUGCUACUUCUUCGCUGAGGUCGAGGGACCCAAGAAGGAUUUACACUCUGGUGUUUAUGGAGGAACGAUAAUGGAGCCAAUGACGGACCUGAUCGGCAUCUUAGACAAACUCAUCAGCCCCAGCGGGAAGAUCCUGAUCCCCGGCGUCAGAGAAGCGGUCGCACAUCUGUCUGACGAGGAGUGGAAGAUGUACCAAGACAUCGAGUUUGACCUGGAGAGCUACAAGCGUGACAUCGGCCUGAGCCAGCUCAUGUACAGCAACAAGGUGGAUCUUCUCGCCCAUCGCUGGCGUCACCCGACCGUGACCAUCCACGGCAUCGAGGGCGCUUUCUCCUCACCGGGCACCAAGACGGUCAUCCCAGCCAAAGUCAUCGCCAAGUUCUCCAUCCGCCAGGUUCCUAACAUGGAUCCAGCUGUGGUGGAAAAACAGGUGACUGAUUAUUUACACUCGGUGUUUGCGAAACGCAAGAGUCCCAACAAACUCAACAUCACGAUGGUCAUCGGAGCCAAGCCUUGGCUGGCCGAUCCCAAACAUGCGCUGUUUGAAGCCGGAAAAGCAGCGGUCAAGAGAGUGUUUGGUGUGGAGCCGGACCUGAUCCGUGAGGGAGGCACGAUUCCCAUCGCCAGGAGCUUCCAGGACGUCACAGGCAAGAGCAUCAUCAUGCUGCCCAUCGGAGGCUUCGACGACGGCCUGCAUUCACAGAACGAGAAGAUCAGCAGAUUCAACUACAUGGAGGGAACCAAGCUGUUCAUCGCCUAUCUGCAUGAAGUGUCUCAGAUCAAGGAGCACUGAUGUGAAGAUCUCCUGCUGUUCUCUGGAACAAACAAACAUCUCCAUUACUACUAACAAAUAUAUUUCUCUGUGCUGAUGCAUAUUUUGACAGAUUAAUGAUGCUGGAACAAAUUAAAUGAGUGUUUUGCAA